Messenger RNA from Orbicella faveolata, 609 nucleotides. RefSeq lists its product as uncharacterized. The record is from RefSeq and is a predicted model, not a curated record. Gene Ontology annotation, biological process: Fas signaling pathway; extrinsic apoptotic signaling pathway via death domain receptors. Gene Ontology annotation, molecular function: transcription corepressor activity. Gene Ontology annotation, cellular component: mitochondrion; PML body. Lineage: Eukaryota; Metazoa; Cnidaria; Anthozoa; Scleractinia; Merulinidae.
UUUUUGCUGUGUUUCUUCAUGAUGGAAGGAAACGAAGAACACAUGGAUGAAACAGAGGCGCCAGAUCGUAACAGAAAUUCGUCUUUCCUUCUCAAGGAUGAAGAUUCUUUGGAUGUUGAUUUAUAUGGGGACCUCCUAGCUGUGGACCUCAACCAAGAAAUGACUUAUCCUGAGGUAAAAACCAAUGGCUGGUUUUCUAUAAUAUUAUUGAAUUUGUUAAGCUUAAGUUCUCUUCAAUUGUACUUUUUUCAAUUUCAGACUCAAAAACUAAAGGAUGAAAACUUUGUGCUUAAGAAGAAUAUUUCAAGUUUAUACCUUACUGCACGAGAGGAGAUUAAAAGGAAAGAUGCACAAAUCAGAAACCUUCAGGACAAGGAAGUGAGGAACAGAAAAAUUCUGGCAAAAUCACAACAAUAAAUAAUCAGUGACUGGAAUUAAGUCACAUUCAAAAGCCAACUACCCAGCAGUGACCAUUAACUGCUGUUAAACAAAAUUUUGUAUAUAACAGAGCUUCAGUUCCUUUUUCUUGUUUGAACUCCCUCCCCUUUGUAUUAUUAUAAUUGUGUUACAUGUCACAUAAGAAACCAAUGUAAUUGCACUUUUUUUUCA